GCGUGUUACCCUUAGCUAAAGUUUUCUUGUUACAAACUACUUUAUAUUUUACGAUAGAAAUAACAAAUAAUGCUCAUGUAAACAUUAUCCAUUUUUAAUUCCCACCUCUUCCAAAGUUCUAAGUAGCUAGUAAAACACCUAUUAUGAUUCUACAUUAAAACAAUUAAUUACUAUAAUAUUAUAAAACAAUAGCCCAAUACCAUGUAGUACUUUAGAACGCGACUGUACCCACACCCCCUCCGCUAUCGACCUGUAUCUAGCUCGGUACGAAACAAUGCUGCGGUCGUAUGAAAAAAGGGCGCAUCUAACAAUUUAUGAAUAAAUGAGUUAAAUAUACCAUUCGAUUCAUGAUAAGAAGGCGCAUCUUCUAAUUUUUUUUAAUAUUCACAAAUAUCAAUAUUUUAGAAAUUAUCGUAAGAAUUUUAGACGUAACUGUUGAUCACAGAUGACUUUUUUUAGUAGAAAAGACUUAUACAAAUUCAACAUAAAAGAAAAGACUUAUUUAACCAGUUGCUACGUCAUCUUUAACAAUAUUUGCAUCGAUUACUUAAAUUUCAAUUAUUCUUGGUCUUGUCUUAUUAUUCUAUAUCUUAUUAUUAAGAGCUUAUAUCUUAUUGUUAAGAGCUAGUGUUUCACAUGUGGUCCCAUAUAAAUUUGAUCGAGGUCAGACCAAUAGUUUUUGAGUUAUCCUUAAUUAUUUAUAUUAAAGUCGGUUGUACAAAAUUUUUAAUUUUUAAUUAUUAUCGUAGUAAGUCUUGUAUGAUAUCCCCUUUAAAAUCAUUACUCAAGAGUUGCGGGUUGUUAUUUUUUGUGUCUCACUACCAAUGCUUUUCUAAUAUUUAUUAAAAAAAAAGUAGUAAAUUACUAUUAGCGUCCUUUCAACUUCAAAUGACCUUUCCAAAAUAUGUAAAAUUGUUAAAUGAAUGGCAGUUUUUUUUUAAUUUAUUAGGUUGGAAAGACGCAAAUAGUUAUAUGCUUCUUCCUUCGAUGUUUUUGUGUUGCCAGGUGUAUUUUUUAAGCUAAGGUGAAAAGGAAAAUUCGUUUUAUUUAAAUAAAUAAACAAAUUAUCAAAAAAUUUGUUCGUCCUUAAAAUCUUCAUGUCUCUACGUAUAUAUUUCAAUUUUCAUAUAGAUACCUUUUAAUAUACUUUAGACACAGGGUCUGAAAGAAAAAUUCAUCAAUUUAUUUUUUAUUUCCAUUUUACGUUUUUGUUAGUUGCGUCCUUCUUUAUGUAACCCGACGACGGUAGAAUGUAACCCGGUCGGCUCGUGUCGCCUCACGCUGUGACGCAGUAGACAAAGAGUAUAAUAACUGUCCUAGCAGUAGGUUUCAGUUUUGUUGGGGUUUGUUAUUAAUUGUAGUUUUUGAAACAGUUCCGUGUUGAUUUUGUACACGCGUGCGCGAGCGACAGCUCAAUCGUAUUGUUAUUACUUGUGAUUACGUGUUGGUAUUAUUCCUGUUGUUACGUUUUUUGUUUUAAUAAUGCUUAACGCGUACUUUUAUAGUGAUUGUGAAUACAGCAACAUGUUAUCCGAACCCAGGUACACGAAGUAUCGCCAAAUAAAUUGUUAAGACGUCGGGAUGGAACAAUUGUGUCAUACUGUGCAGUGCACAAAGUGUUGAAGCGUAACCGAAUGCGCCCAUACAAAUUGCACAAAGUGCAAGCUUUAGUUCCCGGCGAUCACGUCCGCCGACGAGUUUUCUGCCGUUGGUUAUUAUACCAGCGACAACGUGUGCCUGGUUCCAUUGAGCACAUUAUCUGGACGGAUGAGUCGACAUUUACCAGAAACGGCCUGUGGAACCGAAGAAUUACACACGUGUAUUCAGAGGUUAACCCGCACGCUGUUCGACAAACCGGGCACCAAACCCGAUGGUCGGUUAACGUAUGGGCAGGUUUAUUUAAGGAUCACAUACUGGGACCAGUGUUUCUGCCACAGCGACUGAACAGACAGCGAUACCAUGUCGUGAGGUUCGUCUGUGAGCGCCUCAAUGAGCUAUUUGAUGAUCGCUGGAUCGGCAGACUAGGACCACACGCUUGGCCACCUCGCUCACCAGAUCUGACCCCGUUAGACUUCUUUUUGGUAUGUGAAAGAAAGGGUUUUUAAUCGUGAGUGUGAUAGUGCUGACAAAAUGCGCCAAAGGAUCGUGGAUGCUUUCGAGAAACUAUGUACGGACUGUGUCGAAGACCACACGAUGAUGCCCCGCCUGCACCCAAAUCUACCUUGAAAUGAAUGGAGCACAAUUUGAGCUGCAUCUCAUAAGACCACGGAGGAUUUAGAGCGGUAAGCUGUUUCAUAACUAUUUUUUUUAAAUAACUUAGUACUGAACUAAUCUGAAUAGGUACAUAACUGAAUACAUGAGAAUAAUAAACAUACCUACACGAUGAAUAAAAACGCAUGACUCCAACCUUGGUUACAUUUCAUUUAAGUAUUUUUUCAUUAGCGUAUGUAGUGGUAUGGCCCGCUAGUUGCGGGCCGCGCGAAUUUGCGUUCGCGAGUACAUUGACCUUUAGUCAGGUGAUACAAUUCAGUCAUUCCACUGCUGGUUUUAUGUUUCAGUAUUUUCAUGAUAUUUUUAUGAAAUUAUCGUUUCAUUUAGCUGUACUAACAUGAUGGCGCGUGAAUAAAGCUAAUAAAACGUUGUUAAAAGAUGAUUUUUUUUUUCAUCAGGAUCGAAUUUAUUUGUGACCCAUGAUCAAAGGUAUACUUGGUGCUGUCGCCUGUCUUAGUUUUCGGGAGCGUUCCAAAAAUACCCUGUAUAAUAUAAAUAAAGAAAAAUUUGGUGCUUCUGGAAGUGAAGAUAAUGUUUUACGCACUCCUAAGAAAAAACGAAGACAAAAGCCCGUGACAGGUGUUGAUGUUUUUGAUGCAGAUGCAAUAAGAAACCACAUAUAUGGUUAUUAUACUAGGAACGAGUUUCCAACUAGACGUUUGCUUUUGGUCUCUUUAAAAGAAGCUGGCUUGUUUAAAGGCGGUAAAACGGCGUUGUCAAAACUAUUGCACGAAAUUGGGUUUGAAUAUAAAAAAACGAAUAAAAUGAAAAUAUUAAUGGUAAGAUUUGAUUUAAUAAUUAAAAGGAGCGAGUUUUUAAGAGAAGCCAGAAAAAUCGAGUCUUGGGACAACUUCGUUUUUGUUGACGAAACAUGGUUAAAUGCGAACCACACUGUGUCACGCUCUUGGACUGACGAAACAAAAGCAUCAACCUCAAAGGUUCCAAUUGGAAAAGGAUCGCGACUGAUAAUUUGUCACGCCGGUUCUGCUGGAAGUGGUUUCUUUGAAAAUGGACUGCUGGCUUUCGCGUCAAAAAGUACUUCCGAUUACCACGAGGAGAUGGAUACAGACACUUUUACGAAUUGGUUCGACAAUCAAUUAUUACCCAGCCUGCCAGAGCCUUCUAUCAUAAUAAUGGACAACGCUUCAUAUCACUCGAAACAAGUGAAUAAAGCGCCUACUCAGGCCGACAAGAAAGCCGAUCUCGUAGCAUGGCUACACCAAAAUGGAAUUGAAACUACUGUCGAAAUGCUAAAGUCUGACUUAGUAAAGUUGGUACGCGAAAAUAAAACAUCAAGAGUCCGUUAUGAAGUAGAUGAGAUAGCUCUAGCACAUGGACAUCGGGUACUUCGAAUUCCGCCUUAUCACUGCCAGUACAAUGCCAUUGAGCUAAUAUGGGCACAAAUCAAAGGUUACGCAGCUCGUAAUAAUACGACUCCGCCAUUCAGUACUAAUAAAAUGAUGGGUCUAUUAAAAGAUGCUUGCAGCAAAGAAAGAUGAAAAAGAUGCUUGCGAAAGAAGAUUGGGUCAAGGUCGUCGAAAAGACUCGAAAACUAAUAACAGAAGAUUAUGAACGCGAUAUAAGAGUGGACACCAUUAUAGAGAAUGAAAUUGUCAUACAAGUGACUGAUAGCGAUGACAGCUCUGACGAAUCUGGUUCAGAGUCUGAAUAAUUGUUUUAAUAAAUGAUAGGUAGUCAUUUAUUAAAACAUCUUGUACCUACUCUAUUCAUUAAAAUGUGUAACAGUGUUU
Parnassius mnemosyne (clouded apollo) is the source of this 4022-nucleotide messenger RNA. NCBI's taxonomy places the organism in Eukaryota, Metazoa, Arthropoda, Insecta, Lepidoptera, Papilionidae. The record is from the annotation of a GenBank genome assembly.